This is a messenger RNA of Musa acuminata AAA Group (dessert banana), 2001 nucleotides long. RefSeq names its product protein WRKY1. The transcript is spliced from 3 exons. Gene Ontology annotation, biological process: regulation of DNA-templated transcription. Gene Ontology annotation, molecular function: sequence-specific DNA binding; DNA-binding transcription factor activity. The coding region runs from base 524 to 1543 and encodes 339 amino acids. Lineage: Eukaryota; Viridiplantae; Streptophyta; Magnoliopsida; Zingiberales; Musaceae. The record is from RefSeq and is a predicted model, not a curated record.
ACAUAUAAGUACAUGAUUUCUUCCUCGGAUCUUUUCUGAGACUCGCUUCAAACUCUGCAAUCGAUUUCUUGGGUCUCCGUCUCGACUCUUCUUUCGAGGACUUCUUUUGCCUUCCGCUUGCUUUUUGUGUUCUGAGAUCGUUGUUUCUUGUAGAUUUCUGUCCUGAGGUCUUUAACUAUCAUCUAAAGCUCGAUGCAAAAGCAAAAAAGCAGCAGCUUUAGCUGAUCGGUAUCGUCAAAAAUCGAAAUUUUUGGAUCCCCUGAGCUUACCUCUUCCAUGGCGACUGGUUGUGUUGGAUUUUCAGAGACUCGUCUUCUCAGACGCUCUUUGCGUCUUUUGAGCCUUGUAAAGUUCUAAUCUGUAUUCUUAGGGAUGUGUAGAUGAGGACUCUUCACCGUCUUGUCCUUUUCCUUUGUUGAAGCUGCACGCUGUGAAUCAAACCAUUUGCUUUUGACCCUUCACCUUUGGUGAGAGAGCGGAAGUGACAUUGUUAGGGGGAGUCACUCUUUGAGUGCUUGUGGAGAUGGAGGGAGUGGAAGAAGCUAAUAGGGCAGCCGUGGAGAGCUGCUACAGAGUCUUGAGCUUAUUGUCUGAGACCCAAGACCGAGCUUUAGCUUACAAAGAUCUAAUGGCAGACACAGGGAAGGCUGUUUCCAGGUUUAACAAGGUCAUUUCCAUGCUCAGUAAUGGUGUGGGUCAUGCAAGGCCGAGGAGGCUCCACGAUCCCCAACAACUCCACUUCAAUCACGGCAUCUUCUUGGAUAGCCCAGCGGUAUCCAGAGCUGACCAAUCUCCCCUGUUACUCCAACUCCUCCCAGGAAACCUACCACAGAAGCCAGUCAAUGAGUUUGGCUCCACUGCCAACGUCCCUUCACGAACCCUCCCAAGAACGGAUGCUGCUUCUUGGAUCACUCCUCAAGCUGCCCUCAGCAAUCCUACCCUCACCCACCUUCAUUUCCUCCAACAGCAGCACAGCAGCCAAAUGUUCCAGCUGAAGCUCCAGAGCGCAAUGUGUGGGAGAAGCAACAGUGGCAUGAACCUCAAGUUUGACAACUCGAGCUGCGCUGCGACUGUGUCGUCGUCCAGGUCCUUCUUGUCAUCCCUGAGCAUGGACGGAAGCAUGGAUGGGAAGGCCUUCAACCUCAUCGGCGGCUCGCAGUCGUCCAAUCCGAUGAACUGGCAGCUACAUAACAGGAGGAGGUGCACCGGAGGCGGUGAAGACGGCAAUGGCAAGUGUGCGAGAACAGGCAGGUGCCACUGCUCAAAGAAGAGGAAGCUGAGAGUGAAGAGAACCAUUAAGGUUCCUGCUAUCAGUAACAAGCUUGCAGACAUCCCUGCUGAUGACUACUCAUGGAGAAAGUAUGGGCAGAAGCCGAUCAAGGGUUCUCCACAUCCUAGAGGAUACUACAAAUGCAGCAGCAUGCGAGGAUGCCCGGCAAGAAAGCAUGUCGAGAGGUGUGUUGAAGACCCGACAAUGUUGAUGGUGACUUAUGAAGGGGAGCACAACCACGCCAAAUUAGCGACUCAGUCUGCCCACACAUAGAGGUCGGUCGAGGUUUCAUUAGCAUCCAGUGGAAACGUUUCUUUCCAUCAGUACUCUCUGCAAGCAGCUUAUCCUGUGAAUAGUCCUGUGUUCAAGAAAAGCAGAUCAUGGCAUAGUAUUAGCUACAGAUACUUGGGUUAUAAUAAGCAUCCAUGAGAACUAUCAUUGAGACUCUGUUAGCUGUUUGAAUCAGGCUCAUUUUGGGACUUCCUGUAGUGCUGACCUCUGCAGAAGAGACUAACUGGAACGAUAGAGUCAUUUUGCACAAACCUGUGAGUUAUUUGCAUCAAGUGUGGGUUCUGUGUACUUGAAACAACAGUGAAUUUAAUUUUUAUCUCCAUGUUGAGCAUCUCAGCUAUGCUGUAUUAAAUAGAUAGAAUGUUCAGCAUGGCUUCAUUUUGUUUUCCUCUGAUCAACCGGUUUGCUGUUCCAUUGGUACAAUAUAUAUUUCUGUUUCA